AUCCCCUUGUCAUCUCGCACCAUUCCCUCCAUCCUCGAUACCCACCAAUACCCCCACCACAUCAUGACCAUGUACAGCUGGAUUCAGAUGGUCACUCGCAAAGAGCGUGGUAUCUCCAUUUUCAAAGAUGGAGACCGCCGCACGCCCGAGGGCCUCGAUUUCGCUCGAGAGAAGACUCGUCUCCUCAUCUCGGACAUUCGCGCUCGCUUCUCCUCCGGCGACCAACUCCCUUUCGACCUCAGGUUCAUAGAAACCCUUCGCUCUCUCCUCGACCAUACCUCUGGUGAACUCGCCGAUGGAGACUUGUUUCUGACCGAGGAACAGGUCAUGGCCCUGCACAGCGCUGUCGUCACCCUCUAUCGCGACGAACUUUCGGACGACGAAGACGAUGUUUCUCGCUUCCUGCAGUACACCAAGAGCAGCAUCGUCAAUGGUGUUUCGCCCGGCAAACGACAGGAAUCGGCAGCGACUCCCAUCGGCUCCAGCUCUCGCUUGUUUGCACGUCGCUCGACCCCCCGUCGUCUGAAGAGAAAGUCACCUCCUCACCAGAGCCCCGAGCUCGCUACCGAGGAUACCCGAUCUUCGCCCAGUCCCCCUACUCAAGUUCGCCGCCGACUUCCCAGCCCUGAAGUCGCAGCAGAGGUCGUCAUUGAAACCACGGAGCAGGCGAACACCCCGACCAAUAUCGAAGAUCCGAUGAUGAUGCUCAAGCGCAGGAACCUCGAGCUCCAAAACGAGCUCCUUCUCGAACGCAUCGAAACGGAACGAGCCCUCCGCCAAGAAAGGAUCGCUGCCAUCAGACGUGGCGACGCCAGAACGUCCUCCCACUGACUUGUUCGCUGUCAGCUACAGCUGUGAUCAAUAUAUCGCACCUAUUGACCCCUUG
Messenger RNA from Polychytrium aggregatum, 886 nucleotides. RefSeq lists its product as uncharacterized. The transcript has a single exon. NCBI's taxonomy places the organism in Eukaryota, Fungi, Chytridiomycota, Chytridiomycetes, Polychytriales. Bases 64 to 831 code for a protein of 255 amino acids. The record is from RefSeq and is a predicted model, not a curated record.